Messenger RNA from Dentiscutata heterogama, 140 nucleotides. NCBI's taxonomy places the organism in Eukaryota, Fungi, Glomeromycota, Glomeromycetes, Diversisporales, Gigasporaceae. The record is from the annotation of a GenBank genome assembly.
CCGAGAAUUUUCAAUUUGCAAAAGCAUCCACUGAUAUGGCAACUCCCGAUGACACAUUUGAGGAUGUAUUUAAAAACUUUGGGUUUUAUUCGAUUCGGUCUAUCAAAGUUUUUGGUGAGAUUGUUAGGCCGGCAUUAUGA